Molecule: messenger RNA, 12890 nt
Organism: Diabrotica virgifera virgifera (western corn rootworm)
Lineage: Eukaryota; Metazoa; Arthropoda; Insecta; Coleoptera; Chrysomelidae
Gene: Vti1a
Product: vesicle transport through interaction with t-SNAREs homolog 1A
Exons: 4
Coding region: 166-822 (218 amino acids)
Biological process (GO): intra-Golgi vesicle-mediated transport; vesicle fusion with Golgi apparatus; macroautophagy
Cellular component (GO): late endosome membrane; ER to Golgi transport vesicle membrane; Golgi apparatus
Molecular function (GO): SNARE binding; SNAP receptor activity
Source: RefSeq, a predicted model, not a curated record
AUUUGGCAAAACUGUAGUUCAUUUAUGCUAAAUAUCUUAUUUAAAACUUAUUACUAUUGACAAGUGACAGUGACGUUUACCUUUCGACGACAUCUGCUGUUUGUUGUAAAAAUGAAAACGUGAUAAGAUAAAAAUAAAAAUCGAAACCAAAACCAAAUAAUCAAAAUGGUUUCACUUUUUGAAAAUUAUGAACAGCAAUAUUCAGUGUUAACAGCGGAUAUAACCGCUCAAGUUGGCCUCCUGACAGCUUCAGCGACUAAAGACCGCCGACAGCUCAUCUCAAAUAUAGAAAAACAUCUCGAAGAGGCACAAGAACUGUUGGAGCUGAUGGAUCUGGAGGCCAUGGAAUUGGAACAGUCAAAGAAACAAAGAUGCAGGACGAAGUGUGAUUGUUACCGAGCCGAACUAAAAAGACUGACCUUGGAUUAUAUAAAGGCUAGAUCAGUCAAACAAGGAAUAUUGUAUGACAGUUCAGAAGAUUUAAAUGAUAUUAGAAUAUCCACAGAUCAAAAACAAAGACUUUUAGAUAAUUCAGAAAAAUUAGAAAGGACGAGUAAGAAACUGGAAGAAGGAUAUAGGGUUAUAGUAGAAACGGAGGAAAUCGGGAUUGAUGUGUUGAAAAAUUUAGGUGAACAAAAGGAAAGUAUUCAGAGGAGUAGGCAGAGGCUAAGAGAAGCCGAUGAAGAAUUAGGAAGGUCAGGGAGACUGAUGAAUUCAAUGAUCAUGAGAACACUUCAACAGAAAGUUGUGAUGUACACAAUCUGUGCCUGUUUUGUUGUAGCCAUAUGCUUGGGAGUUUAUUUGGGAGUCAGAAGGAGCUAAGGAAUACCCAGAUAAAGUACAGUCGGUACAGUAUAAAUCCAUAUGCACGUCAUUAUUUACGUCAUAGAUCAAGUUGACAUUGUUGCCAAAUUUUAAAAAAUCCUGAAUUCAUUUUUGUUCAUAAGUAUCACAUAAUUGUUGCAGGAGUGGAUUAUAGCAAAGAGCUAUAUAAUAUCAAAUAUAAAUAAAAAUUUAAAAUCCCUUUUAAGGGAUUUUAAAUAUACCUUUUAUACAGGAUUUGCUGUUUUUUGUAUUACACGGUAUACAGCCAACUACAGGAAAACUUUUUCCUUGUGGAUUUUUAAAUAUAAAUAUAUUAUACCGGGUGUCCACUUAUAUUUUCCAUCAUCAUUUACAACAUCAUCAUUUUAACUGCCUAUAACUUCCAAACGGCUCAAGAUAGAAAUAUGCGGUUUUCGCUGAAAUGUUUUAUUUUAGUAAAAGUUUUGUCUGAAUGGAUUCAAUUUUUUAUAUCGCUUUCAAAUACGAAAAAAGAAUGGCGGAUUAUUGAAAAAAACGUUAUUGACUUUUUUUAAUGGAACACCCAGUAUAUUUUUUUAUAAAUUAAAAGAAAGGUCAUUCACCUAUCCAGCAAUAUAAAAUUUUUCAAAAUCGGUUGUCAAAUCACUGAGUAAUUAAUGUUUAAAAUGAGAGGUGAACGUGGAUAUCACAUACCUAAUAAAUAACAUAACUGAGCAAAAUGAUAUUAUGUUAUGUGAUUUCCACAUUGCAUCUCUCAUUUUAAAAAUUAAUUGCUCAGUCAUUUGGCAACCGAUUUUAAAAAUUUUUAUAUCGCUGGAUAGGUAAAUGAUCGUUUUUUUUUUCAAAAAUCGGCCAUUUUUUAUUUAAAAGCGAUAUGAAAAAUGGUCAUUUACCGAAAAACUUGAAAAAACGGUCAUUUAUCUAUCCAGCAAUAUAAUUUUUUUUAAAAUCGGGUGUCACAUGACUGAGCAAUUAAUUUUUAAAAUGAGAGAUGCAAUGUGGAAAUCACAUAACUUGGUUAGUUACAGUGCCGCGCCAGCACGUGUUAGCGCCUGUGUGCAAAACAUUUAAGGGCGCCCAAAAAUAUGCAUUUUAUUUUAAAAUCGUCUCGAAAUUAAACAAUGUGAAUAAAAAUGAACAAUUAUUUAUUGUAACCAAACAAAAAUAACUAAAAAUUCUCAUACAUGCAAAGGAAAAUAAACUAAGUAAAAAUAAAUCUUUGGCAUAUCAACAUAAAAAACUAAAGAUACAGGUAAACAUUAAAAUAAAUAUCUAUUUCAGAAAAAAUUCACUUUUCAUACCUUCAGUUCGGAAAAUCUUUUUAUAACAUGGUGAAUAUCAUCUAAUAUUGACGACUCUAUAGAAAUAGAUAAAUUUGUCAACCGCUCUUGACUAAUGGUAGAUCUUAAAUAAUGUUUUAUAAGUUUCAGCUUAGAAAGAGAUUCAGCAGUGGCAACAGAUAUGGGCAGAAUGAGAAGAGCUGUGGUUAAAUUUGGGUAAACUUAAGUUAUUUCAAGUAUUAUUCCAGUUCUCAAUACAAAUAUCAUUUCAGAGAUGCAGAGACAUAAAUUGCCACAUACACGCAUGUCGGUUGAUUACGAGAUAGCGUUUGAUCGGAUACAGCAUGCCAAAAUAAUGUAAAUACUAAAAGAAGCAGAAAUAAACAACAAAGAUCUGAAAAUACAUGCAUACAUAUAUAAUCGAUGUUCCUCUUAUAUCGGUUAGUGUCGAGGUGUCUUCUUUACUCUUUAUUCUCUGCGGACUUACGUCGCCUUUUUCUGUUUUGAAAUUUUUUGAAAAAAAAAUGGAUUUUUGAAAAAAAAAACGUUGACUUUAAUGGAACACCCAGUAUAUUUUUUUUGUAAAUUUAAAGAAAUGUCAUUCACCUAACCAGCGAUAUAAAGUUUUUUAAAAUCGCUUGUUAAAUCACUGAGCAAUUAAUUUUUAAAAUGACAGGUGCGACGUGGAUAUCACAUACCUAAAUAACAUAACUAAGCAAAUUGAUAUUAUGUUAUGUGAUUUCCACAUUGCAUCUUUCAUUUUAAAAAUUAAUUGCUCAGUCAUUUGACAACCGAUUUAAAAAAAUUUUACUGGAUAGGUAAAUGACCGUUUUUAUAUCGCUUUUAAAUAAAAAUGGCGGAUUUUUGAAAAAAAAAACGUUGACUUUUUUUAUUAAAACACCCAGUAUAUUUUUUUAUAACUUAAAUGACUAAACGGUCAUUUACCUAUCCAGCGAUAUAAAAAUUUUUAAAAUCGGUUGUCAAAUGACCGAGCAAUUAAUUUUUAAAAUGAGAGAUGCAAUGUGGAAAUCACAUAACAUAAUAUCCUUUUGCUUAGUUAUGUUAUUUACAUAUGUAUGUGAUAUCCACGUCGCACCUGUCAUUUUAAAAAUUAAUUGCUCAGUGAUUUAACAAGCGAUUUUAAAAAACUUUAUAUCGCUGGUUAGGUGAAUGACAUUUCUUUAAAUUUACAAAAAAAUAUACUGGGUGUUCCAUUAAAAAAAACUCAACAACGUUUUUUUCAAAAAUCCGCCAUUUUUUUUCGUAUUUGAAAGCGAUAUAAAAAAUUCAAUCCAUUCAGACAAAACUUUUACUAAAAUAAAACAUUUCAGCAAAAACCGCAUAUUUCUAUCUUGAGCCGUUUAGAAGUUAUAGGCAGUUAAAAUGGGGGAAAAUAUAAGUGGACACCCGGUAUAAUAUACAUGUAAUUUAAUUAUAUAUUUCAUAUUUUUAUAUUUAUAUUUUACUUAUAAUAGUAAAAAUUAAAAACAAAUCUGAUCUGAAGUGUCAACACCGCAACUGUCCAAUAAGUGAUACCCAUUUAUGCGAAAAUAUCAUAUUCGUUCGAUUGCAGUUAAAGUGUGAUCCAGACAAAUUUGCUUCAUAAAAACGGUUUAUAAUCCACUUAUACUAAUUAAAUGAAACAAGUUAUGGUGUAUUUCUUUAAGUUUACUUCAAUAGAAAUCUUCACGUAUUAUUUCUACGCAUAUGCAAUAAAAUACAUGCAAUACAAAUUUCUACAAAUCAAUGUCUAGCGGUUGUAAUUCCAGUGUAGUACUUGGAUAAACGAUUCUAAAAAGGAACAGACCUAGGACUUAAAUAUUUUGUGUUGGUAUCAUGUGACGUCACUUGCUAUGACGCGGAUGACGUGUAUAGGGAUUUAUACAGUACAAACCAUAGCUUAGUGGAGACUUGUUCAGUUUUUAUACAUUAGAACAACAUGAGUAUUUUAUAUAUUUUUAACAUUGCUAUAAAAAAAGGUGUUGAAAAAACAUCUUAGAAUUUUAUCUAUGUAGGACCGUGACAAGACAUCUCGUAACGCGACAGUUCGUAACGCCGUCAGUUCGUAACGGCGACAAUUCGUAACGGUAUAAUUCGGAAUGUCAAGGUAAUGUAUAUAAUCAUGGUAAUAUAUAUAAUCAAUACCAUUUUACCUUACGGUUAUGGCGGUACGUGGGUUGUUACCCCCGAUGAUGGGGUUGAUUUGUCAAAACACUAUUUAGCAGAUUACAUUUAUUUAGAACACUAAAUACGACAGUAACUAGUUGGUGGACAACGUAUCUGAUCUAACCACGUCGAUGUCUGAAUAAUGAAUAAUCUCUUAUUUACUUUCUUCGUAUCUAUAAAUAAAUCGUAAUUGUUUUGUUAUGAUUGACUACACCUGAAUGUGACCGUGAAAAUACCAAUAGUAACAUAAUUGCUGACUCCGUUGUUUUCCAAACGAGUGGCCUACAUUGCAGAAGCAAUGUCACUCAUUUACGUAAUGUAAACAGUACACGUAAAUAAUAUUUAUUUGAGACUUAAAUUAAAUCGAUAUGGAUUACUCUUAUUUUUUGGAUGCUAAUAUAAAUCCUGUACACGGUGUCGGGUUAAAACACUUAAAGUUACGUUCAUCAAUUAACAUAAUGAUUUUGAAAAUAUUUCAUAUUUUGUGGAGAAAUAUAUUUUGAAAAAAAUAAAAUGUGGGCGUUACGAAUGUGUAUAGUUACGAACUGUCGCUGUUACGGUAGCGUUACAAACUGUCGUGUUACGAGAUGUCAUGGAACCAUGUAGGCCACCUCAUAUUUGUGAUUAGAAAUGAAAGAUAUAUUUAUUUUAAAUCCGCUAGGGAAACAGGAAGAUUGUUUAAUAUAAAAAAUUUUCUUUUUUUUUAUAAACAUAUACGAAUAACAUUUAGAUUAAUUAAAAAACUGUCACUAAUCUAUGUUGUUGAAAUUAAGUAGACAGUAUCUGAAAAAUUUUUAACACAUUGAUUGGUUUUUAUAGAACAAAAAGUUUUUUCUUUGUUCUCAAAAAUGCUUUUACUUUUGUUUGAGUUCUUAGGUAUCUGAUAUUAUGGAAAGUAGCAAUUUGAAUUUUUUUAUCGUACAUAAUGACGUGAUAUAAUAUAUAGUUCUCACUCACGGUAAAAUAUUGCAAAACCUCCAAAUUUUAAAGAACCGCUUGGAUUGACUUGAAAUUCGACAUACACAUAGCUAACAUGUCAAAGAAAAAAACUGAUAUUGUGCCGAUGUGCGAUUUUGCCCUGGGGUGAGAUUCACCCCUCCUCGGGGGUGAAAUGUUGAUUACAAAUGAAUGAAUAAAUAAAUAAAUGAAAUUUGUUGUUCAUUUCCAAAGAAUGUUUGACUAUCCAAAAAAUAAUAAUGGUGAGAUAGUUCAAUAAACUCAUAUUUUAGAUGAAAAAACUUUUUGUAAAAUAACUGUAUGUGAAUAUAACGUUUUAUAUGUAUAAAAUUAUUGUUUAAUAAUAUAAAAUACUGACUACAGUAAUAUAGACUAAGCCAAAAUAUUUAUUUAUUUACAAUAAUCAAUGCUGGAUAUUAAACUGUCAGGUAACAGCUUAUUUAUUGUAUAUUAUUCAUACACUUCUCCAAAAAAUUAACGCACCACCUUAAAAGUGGGUAAUUUUUGAUGUGUCGCAUUUCCUAAACCUACUGUCCGAUUUAACUGAUUUUUUAAUGUGUUAUAGUCUAAUUCUUCAACAAUAUCGCUGUAAUAAUAUUGUUGCUAGACAGGUAAAAUGUCAUUGUAUACCAGGUGUACCAAUCAAACUGGGUCUUUUUUCAAGGUUCACCACACCCUGUGGAAUAUUCUAGCAUUUGUAAAAUGCUGAAAUUAAAACCCAACUACAGCCUCAUGUUUUCUUAACAUUCUCUUUUUUGAUUCAUUCGCUUAUGUUGGAUAAUAAAAAAGUUACGUACUUCAACAACUAGCCUUUUUUUUGAAGUUAUACUUCUUUACCGGCGAUAGAGGGUGAUUUUUUUAUAUGUUAAAACCUAUCAGCCCGGCGCAUGCGUAUUAUAACUUUGUUCUGAUUGGAUGUUCAAAUGGCAUGUCAAAAAUUAUCCGAUAUGGCAGCUGUGGUUUGGAGGUAAAGGUAAACAAAUGUAUAAUAUAUUAGUUUUAUUGUUGUGAGGACAGAAACAAAAAAGUUUAUAAUAUUGUAGUGACUUUUAAAUAGUUUUUAAAAGCAACAGGUACGUAAUAAUUGUUAAUGUAUCAUGGGUAUAAACCUACCUAUUUGAUCUGCCAAAAUACAUAGUAUGUAAUAUUUUUAUUUAUAUAAUUUGAUUACCAUCAAAAUUUCUAUCAAUAUUCACCUAAUAUAUUGUUUUUUUACUCUAUGUUUUGUUGUAUUUUUUCAAUUCUAAAUCAUUUCAAUUCAAAAUUAAAAUAAUUUGAUCAAUUUUCAAAAUAUCACAAGUUUAAUCCGUUUAGUUAGUCGAUCUUCGUAAAUAAUGACACAUAGUGUCCGUGGCUAAGCGGAGAAGGCGAAUGAAUUCCAAUACCAACCGCUCUUAUCAGCGCUGGUUCGAGUCCCAAUAGAAACUUUCUUUUUUGUUUUUUUAAUACAUUUUAUGAUUGUAAGUAUAUUUAUUAUAUAAUUGUAUUUUCAGAAAAUACGUAUUUAGUUAAAAAAAUUUUCGACAAUUAAUGUUCAGACAUCAUUUGUGGCUUGUUUAAUGUGUUUGUGUGUGUUUUAUUCUUUUAUUAUUUUAAUUUUUGGCACUGUUCUAAUAAAAAUGUUUGAGAAGUAGUAAGUAUAAAUUAGUUUAAUAUUUAAACAAAAUAUAAAUAAAAAGUAUAUUAAUUUCGUUUAAAUCAUAUAAUAGAAGUAUAACUUCUUACGUGCGUACAAAGUACACACACAUUCUUUUUCAUCAAUACAGGGUAUUUUUAAAUGAGUAUGGCAAACUUUAAGGGGCAAUUCUGCAUGAAAAAAUAAUGAGAGUUUGCUUUAUAAACGUAAGUCCGCAAAUGCUUCGUUUCCUAGAUAGGAGGUGUUGAAAUUUUUCUUACAAACUGACGAUUUAUUUAUUGCUCCAAAACCGAUUGAGAUAUGCAAAUGAAAUUUGGUGCGUUUUAAGAGGUAGUUAUUGUGCAUUUUUUGACAUACAAUUAAGAAUUUUGUGUUCACCAUUGGUGCACAUAAGGGUCAUAUUACCCCUGUGCGCGCUAAUGGUAAAUAUUAAAUUCCUAAUUAUAUAUCAAAAAAUGCGCAAUAACUACCUCUUAAACCCCACCAAAUUUCACUUGUAUAUCUUAACCGGUUUUAGAGCAAUUUGCGGACAUACGUUUAUAAAGCAAACUGUCAUUAUUUUUUUUAUGCAGAAUUACCUCUUUAAGUUUGCCAUACAUAUUUAAAAACACCCUGUAUUGAUGAAAAACAUGGCUAGUUAUUAAAGUACCUAACUUUUUUAUUAUCCAACAUAAGCGAAUGUAUCAAAAAAGAAUGUGUAUGUACCUUGUACGCACGUAAGAAGUCAUACUUCUAUUAUAUGAUUUCAGCGAAAUAAAAUAUUUUUAACAGUUUAUUUUUAUUUUAUUAAAUAUUAAACUGAAUUUAAUAGUUACUUACCACUUUCCAAAAAUCCAAAAAUUAAAAAAAAAAGACAGCAAUUGUCCGCAUUUGAACCCGGGACCUCUCGAUUCGUAGUCGAAUGCUGUACCAACGAGGCUACGAAGGCAUUGUUUUGACGGUUUCUCGGACAUUAUGACAAACCACGGUAACAAAUUAACGAAGUGAAGUAUUAAAUAAAAAUGUUUUAAUAAUACGUAUUACCUUACUCCCGAGGAAGACAAAUCCAAAGACACAAAAAUUAUAAUAAAUAUAUUUAUGUAGAUAAGGACACACCCUUAAACUUGAUAAAAAUAAUAAACUUAAAGAAAAAACCCAUAACUAAAUUAAAGUUCAUGGUGACGUUUCAAUUAUUACUUUAAUCAUCGUCAGAAUAAUAAGCUUCUUGAGCGGAUGCUUUUAAAUAAUUUUAAAGGAACAAACAUAAUUAAUGAAAACGUAAAAAAUGACAUUGACAAUCAUUGGGUUAAGUUAAUAAUUUCAAACACGCCAUGUCUUGUUGCGUGUUUAAGGGUGGCUUCAAAAGAAAUAUGGAUAAUGCCUCCUUGAUGCUGAGUUCUGUUGGAGAACUUGCAUGACCAAUGAUUGAGAAGUCCUUACGACUAAUAGGGUGGUCAGAAUCAGUCAUAUGUUGGAAUACUGCUGAAUUUGGAACUGUUCUUGAUCGUCUUCCUAAGUGAGGAGUGAUACCUAAGUGUUCGCAACAUCUGACAUUAAAGUGACGUCGAGUCUUCCCGACGUACGUAGCUGCACAGCUACUACAUUUGAAUUGGUAUAUAAUUGGUUUUAUCUUUAAGUUUAUUAUUUUUAUAAAUAUAUUUACUAAAAACACUAAUAUAUUUUUUCCACACCUUUUUUGGACUGAUACAUACAUAACUUAAAAGAUUUAGGAACGAACAACAUACUGUAUCUGUGCGCAUGCGCGCAGAAUAAUAAAAAUUCACUCCGUAUCGCGUCUAAAGAAGUAUAACUUCAAAAAACAGCAUGUUAAGAGAACAUGAGGCUAUAGUUGGAUUUUAAUUUCAGUAUUUUAUGAAUGCUAAAAUAUUCCACAGGGUUACGCGAACUUUGAGAAAAAAAUCUUAGUUUGGUUAGUACAGCCGGUAUACAAUGACAAUUUACCUGUCUAGCAACAAUAUUAUUAGAGCGAUAUCGGAUAACAGGUUUAGGAAAUUUGAGACGUCAAAAAUGACCCAUUUUUCACGUGGUGCGUUAAUUUCUUGGAGUAGUGUAGUAAAGAAGUAUGCUAGAGUAUCAGCAGUUUAUCUGAUAUUUAUAAAUAAGUUCAUAAAAGACACAGGAAUAACUAUACUAAAUUUACAAUCAAGAUGCAGUAGAAAUAAACAAACCAAGACACGUUAAAUGCUACUAGGAGCACUCCCGAAUCAUAAUUUACAAUGUAUCUACAUUUUAAAUCCCAAAUUAUAAUUUCCAAAGUUUAUACAAUGUAAAUUAUGAUUCGGCAGUGCUCACAGUAGCAUUUAACGUGUCUUGGUUUGUUUAUUUCUACUGCAUCUUGAUUGUAAAUUUAGUAUAGUUCUCAAAUUUAUAGCACAGUAAAAGGAUACUAUGUUGGUAAUCUAUGAUACUUUUUGCAAACAUUAAAUCAUAUUUUUGAGUUAGCGGUACUGAAAUUUGUUGCAUUAAUUUUUUACACUAUACAUUGUGAAACCAAGUCAAUUAUUUUUAUGAAGAAUCAACCAAAAAAAUUUAUUUCUGAAUUAAGAACCAAUUUAAAAUAUGACACACAGUUUAUAUACUCCUUCUCAGAGGCAUCUUUCAGUGCGUCACAAGUUACAGAAAAAAGGUAGGUCCGUGAUACACACACAUUUAUCAUAUUUACUCCAGUUGUUGAUAGAUGGCGCUAUAAUCGGAAAAAAGAUUUAGGUAUUUACCCAUUAUUUACCUAUUACAUAUCUACUAUUACGACUAUACGAAUUUAAAGUUGUUCUCAGUCUUUCGGUGUGUCAUUAAUGAUGUAAUAUAUGAUUUUAAGAAUUUAGAGAAUCAUAGCAUGACAAUUAUUUUCAAUGGGAAAUAAGCCACAAUUUUACCAAAAAAAAAAAAAGAUUUUAUUAACGUUUCGACGUUUUAAUAAUAAAAUUUUUUAAUAAAAUCAUUUUUUUGGUAAAAUUGGCUUAUUUCCAAUUGAAAAUAAUUGAUUAUAAAAAUGCCACAAGGAAAUAGUUUCAGAACAACAUAGCAUGACGUUUUAGUUAAAUCUGACAGCUGUCAGAAUCGUAAUCGUAAUUUGGUAUAAAAACAAAUCAAUUGUAUUUAUUGCAUUUAUAAAAUGGUAUUUUCUUUGCUUUGUAUAGUCUUAUAAAUUGUACAGAUUAUAGUCGUAUAGAUAGUACAUAAAUAAUUUUUUGUUCGAUUAUAGCGCCAUCUAUCAGCAACUAGAAUAAAUGUUAUAAAUGACUUUAAUCACGGGCAUACCUUUUUUCUGUCACUUCCAACUUAAUCCGUUAGAAAGAAAUCGAAAAACUGUGACGCACUGAAAGGUGCCUCUGAGAAGGAGCAUACCAAACCCUUCUUUCAGUGCGUCAUAGUUUCUUUCUUUCCUUCCUGUGCAGGCCAUUUUCCUGAUGUAUUUCAUACAUAACCCUAUCCUAUGUACUUUAUCAUUUAUUAAUGAAAAAAUUACGAUCCUAAAGAAAAAACGAGCCAGAUAGCUCAGACAGUAGGAUGUCUGACUUCCACACAGGAGGCCGGGGAUCGAAUCCCAGCGCCGGCGAGAACAUCUGGAAAAUUCUUAAACGUCUACAGGCCCCAGGUCAACUCAGCGUGAAUAAAAUGUACCUUGACAAAUUCAAUAACUCAAAAAUUAUAAUAAAUAUAUUUACUAAAAACCAUAUAUUCUUUCCACACCUUUUUUUGGACUGAUACACACAUAACUUAAAAGAUUUAGCAACGAACUACAUACUGUCUGUGUGCGCAUGCGCGCAGAAUAAUAAAAAUUCACUCCCAAUCGCGCCUAAAGAAGUAUAACUUCAAAAAACAACUGUUUUUCAACAACUUCAACCAGUACUGGAACAAAUUGGCUUUGAUAGGUAUGCAAAAGAAUUAUUUGGGUGUUACCUGUCAUAAUAAUCACAGUGGAUACAUAAUAGAUGAAAAUCGUUCAAUUUUAAGUUAACCUAACCCAAAAUUCGGCCUUUUUGAAGUAUUAUGCGUUGACAAUGGUUCAAAUUUACUUUUAAAAAGUUAAUGCAUUAUUUUUCUGUACCUUAACUUUUCCUCUGCAUCACCAAAUACAUUAUUUUGCUAAUUUUGACUAUAACUCUGUAUAUUAUUUAUAUUUCAUUUUUUUUAGAGAUUUGAGACUUUCUGCCCGAUUGACUGGCAAAAUUAAAGCUUUAAGAACACUAUCUAAUAUUAUCGUUAACAAAACAUGGUAUUUUCCUCAUAGGCAUCUUUCAGUGCGUCACAGUUUUUCGAUUUCUUUCUAACGCAUUAAGUUGGAAGUGACAGAAAAAAGGUACGCCCGUGAUUAAAAUAAUUUAUAACAUUUAUUGUAGUUGUUGAUAGAUGGCGCUAUAAUCGAACAAAAAUUAUUUAUGUAUUAUCUAUACGACUAUAAUCGGUACAAUUUGUAAAACUAUGCAAAUCAAAGAAUUUUUUAAAGAAACCUUUUUAUAAAUGAAAUAAAUACAAUUUAUUUGUUUUUAUACCAAAUUACGAUUACGAUUCUGACAACUGUCAGUUUUAAUUAAAAUGUCAUGCUAUGAUAUGAUUCUCUACAUUAUUAAAAUCAUAUAUUACAUCAUUAAUGAUACACUGAAAGACUGAGAAGAACUUUAAAUUAUAGUCGUAUAGAUAUGUAAAUAGGUAAAUAAUCAGUAAAUCUGUAAACCUAAAACUUUUUUUUUUCAAUUAUAGCGCCAUCUAUCAACAACUGGAAUAACUGUUAUACAUGUGUAUGUAUCACGGACGUGCCUUUUUAUCUGUCACUUGCGUCACACUGAACAAGGACUAAUAGGAAAACCCUUGAAGAAAUGAAAAUAUUGGCACAAGACAGGAAAGAAUGGAAGAGAUGGGUGAAUAAAUAACGUCACCAACUAAACUCAAAUCUGGCACCCGAAAGGGUAAAAGGAAGAGGAGAAAGAAAGAAAGAAAUACUACCCUAAAAAUUACAACUAUUAUUUUACAAGAACUAUUGAAUUAGAGAAUAAGUUUAGUAAAUGAACAACAGGGUUUUCUUACUUGAAGAUCGUGUACAGAUGCAAUAUUCUCCACAAAGUAAAUUACUGAGAAAUCACUAAAGUAUAAUAUACCAGCAUUUCUAUGUCUGACUUGAAGAAAGCAUUUGACAGAGUAAGACUCAUAUAUAAUUUAUCUUCUGCAUAAUAGAGAAGUCCCCCUAGAUUUUAUAAAAACUAUUGAAAACAUCUACCAAAACAAAAAAAUGGACGUCAGAACAGAUGGACAACUUCAAAACCUGUAGAUAUAGGCAGCCGAAUAAAACAGGAAGACUCAUUGAGUCCUAUGCUCUUCAAUUUAAGCAUGGAUGAAAUCAUCAAAUGCGUUAACAAAGGAAGAGGAUUCAGAAUGGGAAUCAAAGAAAUAAAAAUACUCCGUUACGCAGAUGACACAAUAUUGAUAGCCCAAGAUGAAGAUAGUCUGCAAAGAUUACACAGAAAGAAAGAAAUCCACAGAUUUAACAUGAGAGAAAAAGAAUUCAAUAUGAUAAUUUCAUCUCAGAAAACUAAAACAAUAGUAAUCAGUAAAGAACCAAUCAGAUGUAAAAUAUAAAUUGAUGGUGUCAGAUCAGUAUUGGACAAGUAAUGGAAAUAAAAUACCUUGGAAUUACAUUGUCAAGCUACGGAGACCUGGACAAAGAUGUGAGAAAUCAAGUAUAAAAAGCAAAUGGAUUGGCAGGAUGUCUCAAUGAUACUAUAUAUGGCGAAACCGACAUAUUAACGCUGAGAUGUAGUCAACAUUUUUUAAAGCCAGUGUAAGACCAAUAAUGACAUAUGCAUCAGAAACAAGGCCCAAUACUGUCUAAAAUUUUUUACGAUUGGUUUAUGUAUGUUCCCUAAUAUUUGUCUAAAAUUAAAGAAUGGUUUAGUACAUAAUAGUAUAGGUAUAUUGAUUUUACAUAUAAUACCGAUUUGUUGGUCAUUCGGGCACUAAAUCUGUAUAUAAUUUAUUUGUACAUUCCUUUUUAAUUUUAAUAGCUGCAAUUGUGAUUGUCUUUAAUAUAUUUAAGUUUUGAUUAAACCAAA